Messenger RNA from Cervus elaphus (red deer), 7731 nucleotides. RefSeq names its product SRY-box transcription factor 5 (gene SOX5). Lineage: Eukaryota; Metazoa; Chordata; Mammalia; Artiodactyla; Cervidae. Gene Ontology annotation, cellular component: nucleus. Bases 2092 to 4347 code for a protein of 751 amino acids. The record is from RefSeq and is a predicted model, not a curated record. Gene Ontology annotation, biological process: regulation of transcription by RNA polymerase II; cell fate commitment; positive regulation of chondrocyte differentiation. The transcript is spliced from 21 exons. Gene Ontology annotation, molecular function: RNA polymerase II cis-regulatory region sequence-specific DNA binding; DNA-binding transcription factor activity, RNA polymerase II-specific.
AAGCAAAACUGGUAUUUGAUUAUGAAGAUCUGGUAUAUGCUUUUGCACCACCAUUCAGUAUAGCUAACACACCCUUCAGAGGCAGUAAAGACUUCUAGUUUAACGUGGUAUGCAAUUUGUGUUAUAGUGAUUCUUUUAUCCUGGUUAACUAUGUCCACGUUUCUUUUUUUCUGGUUUUGUGAUCCUGUGUGGGUUUUCUUUUGCUGAAUGCCUUUAUCUUUGACUGUUCUAAAAAUUUUAAAGUCCAUGGUUUAUGCAGGAAUUGUUCCAGACUAAUAGCUACUUCCUUCAUAUUAAACACCUUAGUUAGUUUGCGUUAUUAAUGAAUUGGGUACUGCUUUGUUCGUUUUUCCAACAGCGGAAACAGUUUUGGGGACUGAAUCAAGCUUGACAUGUGCUGUACCUUUAGUUUUUUGGAAACUUUAUUUUACCUAUUAACUGUCAUGGAUUUUUUUUACAACAAAUGUCAUAUUGGAAAUUCCAUUGAAGGAAAGUAUAACAUUGUGAUAAUGUUUACUCACAAUGUAAUUAUUCAUUGACAAUUUCUAAAAUCUGUAAUAAAUUAGAAAAUAAAACCCUAGCAACUUUUUUGUUCCUCAUUAAGAAAAGUAGAUUCAGAAAGCUUAUAUUAUAAAUGUAUCAUGGUACUGCUUACCAAAAGUUAGGAGUUUUAUUCUUGUAGGAGUUAGGCUAUUAAGUAAUGUUUAUAUAAUCCUGAUAAACAUUUCUCCAUGACUGAAUUUUGAGUGGAAAACUUUCUUUCCUAAAAGGCUCUGAGUGAAAGAAAAAAAAAAAAAGCCUGUCCUCUGACUGUGUAUCGUGUGUGUGUGUGUGUGUGUAUGUGUGUGUUUAGAUCCAUCUUAAUACCAACUAAUGCCAACAUCUGGCAGAGAGAUGGAGAGAUCUGGGAAUUUGUUGCUUGAAACCCUGGGACAAAGUGUUCUGCUCUGACCAGCAAACAUAGUUGUGGACUUGAACUGGAAUCUUCAGGGGCAGAAACGUCUUAAGUGUCUGGAAAAUUGGCCUGUUGAGUCACCAUGCAGGCACUAAAACAAAACUAAUUUUAAGCAGGUCAAAGUUCAGUGAUUCCCUCUGGAAUUCAAACUUUUAAAAAGAGUCUCAUGUUUAAGUGAAAAGGGUCAAAGUUGAUGCACUGUUACAAUGUUUUGAAUGCUUUCCCUUAAGAACAGCCACCCAGGCUGGGAUUAGCAUGAGGAACUUCAAGGCUGGCACAUCAGCGUCUGGGUUAAAAAUAUUUUAAAGCAGUAAAUGCAGUCAGUGCAGAGAGAUCCCUGGGAGCCUUUCUAUUCAAAAAUGUGUGAGCUCAGGGCAGCAACUGCAAUGUAAUUUAGGGCAGUGUAUGCUUCAUAGCUUUGGAGAAUAUUGCUUCCCGCUAAUGUUCCAUCGGAGGAUGGUAGGAUAGUAGUCAUUUUAGAAGGUGGUAUUCCUGUUUGUCUUACAUCAAAAACUUCAGAAUAAAUAAAAGGACACAUCAACUGAACAAGAAAUGUAACUAUGGAAAAGUACCAAUGAAUCUAAAUUUGAACUGAACAGAUACAAAAUCAGCAUGGGUGUAGGAAUAGUUUUAAGGCGGAAGCUACGGCAAAAGCGACUUCCCAGGGAAUGAACUGCACAGGAGAGUUGGACAUACUGAUAUUGACUAUCAAUGAAAAAGUGUGGAGAUUAUUUCUUAGGAGAUAGUAACAUUCUGCACUGAUCAAGGACUACUUACAUCUUCACUCUGGCUUCUUAAUCAUCCACGGUGUAAAGACACACUUCAAGAGGAUCCUUAGAAGUCUUGGACAAGCUUCCCCACACGUGGCAGGUGCUGUGCUGGCCACCUGUGACCCAAAGAUGAUGAUAAGGAUGUUCCUGCCAACAAGGAGCUAGCGGUCCACAGGGAUUCCUCUUGCUAAUGACACGAGUCCUGUCUGAAUCUACUUACAAGAUUCUGAAGCCUGAACAGAAAAUUUUGGCACUGCACUGGCAUUGCAAGAAGUAGAUAAUAUCAAGGACAUCAGGAGUGGGAGAGAUUGGAGACUCAGCAGGUACUGAGCCUUUGUGUUGUUGGCAGAGCAGAGACAGAAAAGGAUGUCUUCCAAGCGACCAGCCUCUCCGUAUGGGGAAGCAGAUGGAGAGGUAGCCAUGGUGACAAGCAGACAGAAAGUGGAAGAAGAGGAGAGUGACGGGCUCCCAGCCUUUCACCUUCCCUUGCAUGUGAGUUUUCCCAACAAGCCUCACUCUGAGGAAUUUCAGCCAGUUUCUCUGCUGACGCAAGAGACUUGUGGCCAUAGGACUCCCACUUCUCAGCACAAUACGAUGGAAGUUGAUGGCAAUAAAGUUAUGUCUUCAUUUGCCCCACACAACUCAUCUACCUCACCUCAGAAGGCAGAAGAAGGUGGGCGGCAGAGUGGCGAGUCCUUGUCUAGUGCAACCCUGGGAACUCCUGAAAGGCGCAAAGGCAGCUUAGCUGAUGUUGUUGACACCUUGAAACAGAGGAAAAUGGAAGAGCUCAUCAAAAAUGAGCCAGAAGAAACCCCCAGUAUUGAAAAGCUACUCUCAAAAGACUGGAAAGACAAGCUUCUUGCAAUGGGAUCAGGGAACUUUGGUGAAAUAAAAGGGACUCCCGAAAGCCUAGCUGAGAAGGAGAGGCAGCUCAUGGGUAUGAUCAAUCAGCUAACCAGUCUGCGAGAGCAGCUGCUGGCUGCCCAUGAUGAGCAGAAGAAACUGGCUGCGUCUCAGAUUGAGAAACAGCGCCAGCAAAUGGAGCUGGCCAAGCAGCAACAAGAACAGAUCGCGAGACAGCAGCAGCAGCUUCUGCAGCAACAACACAAAAUCAAUUUGCUUCAGCAGCAGAUCCAGCAGGUUCAAGGUCAACUGCCGCCAUUAAUGAUUCCCGUAUUCCCUCCUGAUCAACGGACACUGGCUGCAGCUGCCCAGCAAGGAUUCCUCCUUCCUCCAGGCUUCAGCUAUAAGGCUGGAUGUAGUGACCCUUACCCCGUACAGCUGAUCCCAACUACCAUGGCAGCUGCUGCCGCGGCAACACCAGGCUUAGGCCCACUCCAACUGCAGCAGUUAUAUGCUGCCCAGCUAGCUGCAAUGCAGGUAUCUCCAGGAGGAAAGCUCCCAGGCGUAUCCCAAGGCAACCUCGGUGCUGCUGUAUCUCCUACCAGCAUUCACACAGACAAGAGCACAAACAGCCCACCACCCAAAAGCAAGGAUGAAGUGGCACAGCCACUGAACCUAUCAGCUAAACCCAAGACCUCUGAUGGCAAAUCACCCACAUCACCCACCUCUCCCCAUAUGCCAGCUCUGAGAAUAAACAGUGGGGCGGGCCCCCUCAAAGCCUCUGUCCCAGCAUCAUUAGCUAGUCCUUCCGCCAGAGUUAGCACAAUGGGUUAUUUAAAUGACCAUGAUGCUGUCACCAAGGCAAUCCAAGAAGCUCGGCAGAUGAAGGAGCAGCUCCGGCGGGAACAGCAGGUGCUUGACGGGAAGGUGGCUGUUGUGAAUAGUCUAGGUCUCAAUAACUGCCGGACAGAAAAGGAAAAAACAACACUGGAGAGUCUGACUCAGCAACUGGCAGUUAAACAGAAUGAAGAAGGAAAAUUUAGCCAUGCCAUGAUGGAUUUCAAUAUGAGUGGAGAUUCUGAUGGAAGUGCUGGAGUCUCAGAAUCAAGAAUUUAUAGAGAAUCCAGGGGGCGUGGUAGCAAUGAACCCCACAUAAAGCGUCCAAUGAAUGCCUUCAUGGUGUGGGCUAAAGAUGAACGAAGGAAAAUCCUUCAAGCUUUUCCUGACAUGCACAACUCCAACAUCAGCAAGAUACUGGGAUCUCGCUGGAAAGCUAUGACAAACCUAGAAAAACAGCCAUACUACGAGGAGCAAGCCCGUCUCAGCAAGCAGCACCUGGAGAAGUACCCUGACUACAAGUACAAGCCCCGGCCAAAGCGCACCUGCCUGGUGGACGGCAAGAAGCUGCGCAUUGGGGAGUACAAGGCAAUCAUGCGAAACCGGAGGCAGGAAAUGCGGCAGUACUUCAAUGUUGGGCAACAAGCACAGAUCCCCAUCGCCACGGCUGGCGUCGUGUACCCUGGGGCCAUCGCCAUGGCUGGGAUGCCCUCCCCUCACCUGCCCUCAGAGCACUCCAGCGUGUCCAGCAGCCCGGAGCCCGGCAUGCCUGUUAUCCAGAGCACUUAUGGCGUGAAAGGAGAGGAGCCGCACAUCAAAGAAGAGAUCCAGGCUGAGGACAUCAACGGAGAAAUUUAUGACGAGUACGACGAGGAAGAGGAUGAUCCGGAUGUAGAUUAUGGGAGUGACAGUGAAAACCAUAUUGCCGGACAAGCCAACUGAUAAGGGUCAAAAGAUUGUCGUGACCUUAGGACUUAAAGAAGCCCUAGCUGGUUCAUCCUUACCAGUGGCCAAGCACAUUAACUUUCUCAUACACUGACUGUUACUUUAACUGUUAGUCUUAAAUAGUUGGGACAUCAGCUGACUAAUAGACCUCAGCCUCAAAAGGCUUGGAAAGGAAAUAAAAAUACAACAAGCAGACAACAAUAUCAACAACAAGAGAUUGAAAUAAGCUAUGGGUAAAAUAAUGCCAGUAAUUCAGCUGCUACAUCCAAGCACUGAAGUCUUACCCGUCAACUUUUUUUUUUAAUAAACUUUAUGGCUGUUUGUUCUACAAUGUUCUAGAAAUUCUCACUCAGGUACACAGUGCCAACAAGUGGCUUGUGAAUGUGUUUUGUUGUUUUGUGCUACAAUUUUUAAAAGAAAUAAGUUUUGUUUUGUUUUUCGGGGUUUCUGGGUUUUUUCCUUUUCUUUCCUUUGGUUUUUUUUGUUUUUGUUUUUGUUUUUUUUGGUAAUGCACCUGACAGAAAAAAAAAAAAAGAAAGAUGACUUUCUCUUUCAUUCUCUCCACCUUCUCCAUCUCUAUACUUUAAAGAUGGAAGUCUGUGCAUGGGGGGGAAGAGGGAAAAAGAGCCUGUUUUUAACUUCCUUGGUAUCCACCACAAAAUAAGCAAUCAUUUUCUUUAGAGGACUUUCCUUAUCUGUUGCACACCACACUACAUCUUUGAGCAAGUGCCAAAUUUGUACUGAAGUGUUGACCUAGUUGAUUUUUUUCCCUUUCCUUUUUCCUGUUCCUUCUUAAAUUAGGACAGUGUUAUAUCUUAGACAAUCCCUUGAAAAACCUGAAAUACCAGCAGCUGGUGAGAUUUGACUUUUUUUUUUUAAUGGAAACUGUAGGUGCUGUUCUCAGGUGAAAAGAGAGAGAGAGACAUAAGAAAUUUAGAGAAAAAAAUAUUUUCUAAUCUUGGAUUUUUGUGUGUAUGUAUGUGUGUGAUUAUGGUACUAAUAGGAAUAAUGUUGGAUCAUUGUGAGUUAAACCCACAUCUGGGGAUGAAAUCCCACAUCCUUCUAAAUGACUGGUCUGGAAGCAUCCUUGACCUUGACUUUGCACUUCGAAUGACAACUUAACCAAUAUAGGGCUCAGAAAUUAUAUUUUUAAAUUUCUAAUAUGAUUAUUAUUGAAUGGAUCAGGUGGCCCUGUAUAAUAGAGGGGUGCGUGUGUAACGUGGAAGCCGAAUUCUCCCAGAUGUUCCACUAACAUUUGCUACUUAACGAUUUCUGUUUGUUUUUCCUGUCGGUAACUUCGAGCAAAACAGUCGUUUCCCUUGAAUAUAUUUGCCCAUUUUCUAGAAAUAUAGGAUUAGCUUAUUUCUUCCACAUUCCAUCCUUUCCUGAUCAAGAAAUGGAACUGAUGAUUUUAUAAGGUAUUCUUAAUCCCUCCAUGAAAUGAGGUGGAGGCCAUUUGCAUUUCAGAAUUGUGGGCCAGGUACAUUUCAUGCCAUAAAAAGCAGGAUUUUAGAAGUCAUUGCAACGCUUGCCACUGCUCUACCCUUGCUGUAAGAUGUAUCCACUGAAGUCCAGUUUCUGAUUCUAGCAGAGUGUGUGCACAGAGGAACAGCUGAUGCUGAAAGGACUGCUUCGUUAGCCUUUGCUAGCCAAGUGCCAAGGCAGUUGUAGGGCUUCUUCAAAUAAAUGGGAAAUCAUCUAAAGUGAAUCAGCGCUGCUCAUGCUAAAGCGUUAGACAGUAAAUACUCCAACCAGUAGAUUGGAUGUGCUAUGAUUUUCACUCCAGUCAUCAUUUUCCUAUCCCACCCUCCCCAAACCUGACCCUUAAGUUUGAUUUUUACGUAUAAAUAAGAAAAAAAUCCCUUUUUAUUUUUCUCUCUCUCGAAAGACUUGCUCUGGGGUUUUGCUUGGAGGAGCUAAUCAUACCCUGCAUGUCAGAGACUUCGUUUUGUUUGUUUUUCUGUUUGUUUUUGAUGACUGUAUUUUCAUUUGAACUGCCUCUUUUUGCUAGUGUUGUAAUGAUGAUGAUGAUGAUAAAAUAAUAAUAAUAAUAAUAGUAAUAAUAAUAAUAAUGGUCAGCUGUUCCCAGAUUAGUAAGUUAUGUAUAAUUUAUUUCUCCCUUUCUAUUUUAUUCUCCUCUGAUUUGGAAGUGCAGCCAAUAAGUUGUUAGAUAUUUAAAACAAAUUUCCAUCUCCAACGUGUAUGUAUAUAUAUAUACAUAUAUAUACAUACACAUGUGUGUGUAUAUGUGUGUAUGUAUAGAUACAUAAACACACACACACACACAUACACACAUAUUCACUCACACUGUUUCGUUUCUCCUUCCAUAAGUUUUCUCCUUUUUAAAAAUUUGGCCCCAACAAACGUCAAGUUCUGGUGUUUUAAUACAUACAAGUGAAUUACUAAGAGGGUCGUGUUCAACCUUAAUUAACUUACGCUCUCAUCACUCAUUUUAUUUAAUUGCCACAGUCAUCUAGAGCCAAUUUUUUUUUUUUGUUUUUGUUUGUUUUGUUUUUAAGCACUCUGGAUAAAAAAAAUAGACACUUGUUUUUAUAUCAUUAUUAUGUACAAUGUGAAAACAGAUUUUUAAAAAUUUGUUGUCUUUGUUAACAAAUUCUUUCUGACUCAUGUGCGUUCACCUCUCACUUUUGCUGGAUACUUAUUUCCCAUCAUGUUAAAAAGAUGCUUUGUUUUCAUUUCAUGACUUUGGGCUACAAGAAUACUUUGUUUUAGCUCCAGGUAGAUGCCUCUGAGGGCAUUCAUGACCGUCACCAGUUCUAACACACUUACCAGUGAAUUGACAAAACACUUCCGUUUAGUCUUUGUUUGUUUGUUUUUUAUCUUGGUUUAUUUGAAGAGGAAAAUGAAAUUGUUAAUGGUGACCUUUAACAGCUGAAAUUCAAAAGUUAAUUUUAUUGUUACAUAGUUAGGUUUAUGUCAGAGAGAUGAAAAUGUGCAUGGGUUGAAACAAAGAGCAAGUCCAUAGCUUUGAAUUCUGUUCUCUUGUUUUGAUGUCCAAUUCACUGAGGGUCACAAUUGUUUUGCCUUAACUUUCCCCAAAAGAAAACAAAAAAAUCAUGUUAAUGUUUAAAAUGCUUUGAAGUAAUUUUGAUAAAAGGUGCUAUGAAUGGCAAAGUAUUGGGUUAGCACAUUGCCUUUGGGGCAUUUGAUUGGUUUAUCAGUUUAGUAAAAGAUCCUAAAACCUGUAUUCUUUUUCUGUGUCCCAUAAUGACCAAAAAAGACAAGGGAGAGGAAGUGAGAGUAAGAUCAAACUCAAAUGAACAUAGUCUCCCAUCUCUUUCAUUCCCUACCUACCUGUUCACUUUUCACAUACCACCCCCACCCCUGUCUCUCUCUCUCUCUCUGUGUCUCACACACACA